Fonsecaea nubica is the source of this 1443-nucleotide messenger RNA. RefSeq lists its product as hypothetical. Lineage: Eukaryota; Fungi; Ascomycota; Eurotiomycetes; Chaetothyriales; Herpotrichiellaceae. The record is from RefSeq and is a predicted model, not a curated record. Bases 1 to 1443 code for a protein of 480 amino acids. The transcript is spliced from 4 exons. Gene Ontology annotation, molecular function: RNA binding.
AUGACGGAAAACAUUCCUCCUGCCACUUUGCCGCCACCACCUUCGACCGCUGGCGCUCCAGGCUACGAUGGCGCCCCUGGCAGCAACGGACACACUGCCACUACCAGCAUGGGCCCUCCGGCGUUGCCUCCGGUGGUCAUUCCGCAAAACAAUAAUACUGUCGCGGCUCCCGUUACCCCCGGAUCCGCCUUGUCUCCUUCCUCGGGCGGCGUCGUUCGACGAGCUGCACCAGAACCGAACAAGAGGGCGCUUUAUGUGGGCGGCCUCGAUCCUCGAGUUACCGAGGAUGUUCUGAAGCAAAUCUUCGAGACUACCGGCCAUGUGGUCAGCGUCAAGAUCAUCCCAGACAAAAAUUUCAAUUCGAAAGGCUUCAACUAUGGCUUUGUCGAGUACGAUGACCCGGGCGCAGCGGAACGCGCCAUGACCACCUUGAAUGGACGACGGGUACAUCAAGCGGAGAUCCGGGUCAACUGGGCGUACCAAUCCAACGCGUCGAACAAGGAGGAUACCUCGAAUCAUUUUCAUAUCUUCGUGGGCGACCUGAGUAACGAGGUUAACGACGAAGUUCUACUCCAGGCGUUUUCUGCUUUUGGCUCGGUUUCCGAGGCCCGUGUGAUGUGGGACAUGAAGACUGGUCGUUCUCGUGGCUACGGGUUUGUUGCUUUUCGCGAAAGAGCUGAUGCUGAGAAGGCGCUCGCGUCUAUGGAUGGAGAAUGGCUGGGUAGCCGUGCGAUUCGUUGCAAUUGGGCCAACCAGAAGGGUCAGCCGUCUAUUUCUCAGCAGCAAGCCAUGGCCGCAAUGGGUAUGACGCCUACAACGCCCUUCGGACACCAUCAUUUCCCGACACAAGGCAUUCAGUCGUACGAAAUGGUCGUCAACCAGACUCCGACCUGGCAAACGACGUGCUAUGUUGGCAAUCUGACGCCAUACACGACCCAGGCAGAUCUCAUCCCCUUGUUCCAGAAUUUUGGGUACGUGGUGGAAACUCGGUUUCAGUCUGACCGGGGUUUUGCUUUUGUCAAAAUGGAUUCCCACGAGAAUGCGGCAAUGGCCAUUUGUCAAUUGUCGGGUUACAAUGUCAAUGGCCGACCGUUGAAAUGCUCGUGGGGUAAGGACCGUCCUCCUACUGGUCAAUUCGAUACGUACUCGCCACAGACCUCGAUUGGGUCUGCAUCCACUCCCGGUGGCUAUAAUCCAGCCUCCCCAUAUUUUUCUCAAUAUGGUGGUCCUGGACCCAUCACUCCUCAAGGUCCAAGCCCGGGUGGUCGUGGUGCUUGGGAUUCGAGCCAUCUGGCAAGCCCCUACACUGCAUCUCCGCAAUCUGCGUUUGGCCAAGUCCCUCCAUCAGCGGGGGGCUAUGGACGUGGUCAGACAACUCCGGGAGGAAUGUUCCAACAGCCACCACCUUCAUUUGGCAGCAAUUACCCAGGAUACCAGGCAUAG